ACUAAAAAUACCAUUUUUUAAAAACUUAAAUUUUCAUAUCCGACCAUUGUUCUUUUCUUCAGCCACACAGCAAAUUAAAACAAACACAUUUCUCUCACUCCCAAAAUCCCAAUAAAAAAUAUUCAAUGAAUAAUUCCAGCAGUCUUGAAGAUGAUGAAUUCGAUGACGAGGGAGACGCCCCUUCUCUCUGCGAUUUCCCUCUAAAUCCCUGCGAGCCGGAUAGAAACAACGCUCAUCAUCAUCAGCGGUGGGAUUCAUUUGAGUUCUCGAACGAUCUCAGCUCACACAGCCUCUCUCACGCAGAGGACAUCAUACACUGCGGCAAGCUCAUGCCGUACAAACAGCAACUAUCUCUUCCCUCGCCACGACACCACCGCAAAUCGCUGCCGCCCCGAUCAAACAGCUAUGGAAACACGCAGAGUAGCCGCUCCUUGGAUCGGAAAAGCCUACGCCGGGAGGAGAAAUCGGCUUGGUGGAAGCCGAGGUGGUAUGAUUUGACAUUCGGCUCGGCCAAAUUUCCGCCGGAGAUGGAUCUCCGGGACAUGAAAAUCCGGCAAAUUCGCCGCGUCACGUUCUCGGCGGAGACAACUGGGGAAAACCGGGGAAGCUCUUGGGGUUGGGCCCAUGAUUUUCUGAGGGUGUUGAGCUGCAAAAACCAUCCCGGUAGUGUGGCGGUUACGGCAUCCAUAGCCACUUUUAAUUAGGUAAUUAUAGUAUUAAUGUUUUUGCAUUAUUUUUUAUCAUAUCAUUUACUACUAUAAUAUAAGAUCAUUAUGUAGUAGUCUGUAUCAUUUCAGUGAAAAUAAAUAAAUGAAUUUUCCA
This is a messenger RNA of Salvia splendens (bonfire salvia), 822 nucleotides long. RefSeq lists its product as uncharacterized. Bases 126 to 704 code for a protein of 192 amino acids. NCBI's taxonomy places the organism in Eukaryota, Viridiplantae, Streptophyta, Magnoliopsida, Lamiales, Lamiaceae. The transcript has a single exon. The record is from RefSeq and is a predicted model, not a curated record.